AUGCAGCAAGCUCAGAAGCAGCAGCUCCCCGCCAGCCUCCAGAAGAUUGUUGGCGCGUUCCAGAUUGUCCCGGACCCCAUGGCGCGAUACAAGCAGCUGCUCUUCUACGCAGCCAAGCUGCCCAAGAUGGCGGCCGAGGACCAUGUGCCGGAGAACAAGGUCGAGGGCUGCGUCUCGCAGGUGUGGGUCAAGCCGGAGCUGCGGGACGACGGCCGCGUGUACUGGACCGCCGACAGCGACUCACAGCUGACCAAGGGCCUGGCGGCGCUGCUGGUGCUGGGCCUCAGCGGUUGCACGCCACAGGAAGUCCUCACAGUGCAGCCAUCCUUCAUCGAGAUGCUGGGCCUGAAGCAGAGCCUCACUCCCAGCCGCAACAACGGCUUCCUCAACAUGCUGUUGAAGAUGCAGCGGCUGACGCUAGAGCUGGUCGCGGCAUCCGAAGCCUGA
Messenger RNA from Monoraphidium neglectum, 447 nucleotides. Its product is annotated as SufE-like protein. NCBI's taxonomy places the organism in Eukaryota, Viridiplantae, Chlorophyta, Chlorophyceae, Sphaeropleales, Selenastraceae. Bases 1 to 447 code for a protein of 148 amino acids. The record is from RefSeq and is a predicted model, not a curated record. The transcript is spliced from 3 exons.